This is a messenger RNA of Tripterygium wilfordii, 2355 nucleotides long. RefSeq lists its product as uncharacterized. The coding region runs from base 270 to 2069 and encodes 599 amino acids. The record is from RefSeq and is a predicted model, not a curated record. Lineage: Eukaryota; Viridiplantae; Streptophyta; Magnoliopsida; Celastrales; Celastraceae. The transcript has 4 exons.
UCGUCCACGUCAAAAGACUCGAGACGGUGCGGCUUUUUGCCUUUUCUCUAGUUCUUUCAGUUGGCUACUUGGCUUCCCUCGCACUCAUUGCGAAUGCAUAAAACCCUAGUGAUACUCUCAAUCGUGCAAAAAAUUAGCUUUGGAAGAAGCAAAAGUGCUAUGACUGUUGCUGGGGUUUCCGAUGCAGUGUUUCUUAUUGGGGAAUACGCUUAAUGUAAGUGUUUGAGUGUGAGAGUUGGCAGUUGCACGGUGAGGAAAGUGUUGAACACAUGGAGGUGAAGUUGGAGGAAGUGGAAGAUUGGGUUUCCAAUGGUGCGCUUGGGAAGAAAGAGGUAGUAGGCUGUAGGUGUAGUGAAUUGGAAGAGAAAAGUAAGAGGGCUGAAGCACGGUGCACGGAGUUGGAGUCAAAGCUGCUAGUGAGGAAGAGGGAGUAUGAAGAUCUUGAGGCUAAGUUUAAGGCAUUAGAAGCUGAAAAUGUUCGCCUAGAGGGUGAGUUGAAGGGAUUCAAAUGCCAUGAUAAAAACAGGGUUGAGUGCGGAAGAGAGAGGGAGGUUGAGGGAUUGGGUGAUCUAACAGGGGGGGAGGAGGAUAGGGUUGUUCAGCUGAUGAUUGAGAACAAUGUUCUGGGGGUUGAGAAGAAGAGAGCUCAAAGUGAGGCGGAGAUUUGGAUGCAAAAGCACAGGGAAUUGGAGUUAAGGAUCUCGCAGUUGACUGAUGGUAUGAAAUUGAGUGAAGCUGGUGCACAUGUUGGAAGCAGCCUUGGCCAUUUCCGGCCUGGAGAGGAAGUGAUGGAUUCUCUUGUUAAUGGAAUUGGGGAUCAAAUAUUGGCAGGCACCCCUUACAUGGACAUUUCUCACAAGCGCCCUGCUUCUGUUAAUGAAGGAGAGAAAUGUGUCCGUUUAGAGAAUGAAGUGAAUCAUCGUAGACGGGUUAGGAGAAAUUUGUCCUUUGAAGAGGAAAAAAGCCCCAUCAAAAAAAUUGCUCCAUUGACACCAGGUGGUGAUCAACCCGCUUCCCUUGGCAUUAUUGAUAUUUCUGACAGUGAUGAGGAACCUGAUAAUACUCUCCACAUUGAAACACAUGCUUGCGAAAAUCAGGGGAAUGAAAAGGUUCACACCUCUAGUCAGCUACUAGGAGGAACUAACGGUAUUACAAAAGAAAUAAAUCUUGAGGAUGACAUAGAUGUUUGCAAGAAUACUACCCCAAGUAUUUCGACUCCGAAAAGAAAACGGGCUGCUAAUAUUAUUACUAGUGAUUCUGAGAGCAGUGAUGAUAAUGUUCCAAUUUGUCAACUCAAGAGGAUGCAUAUUCGUGAAAAAAUCCCUGAUCAAGCCACUUCUCAAUCAAAAGGCUGCUCAGUUUCUCCUAAACCUUCCAGGGAUGAUAAUCUCACUGGUAUUCAAACCCGUUCGAGAAGGCGGUUAGUGACAUUGGGAAAACGUGAUGGAAAAGGUGGGGCAGAAAGAAAGUAUUCUAAUAAGACCAGUGAAGCCAACUAUCAUCGAGGAAUUCCUACAACUGACAAUGUUGAAGAUGAUGAAUCUGAGGAGUUUGAGUCCGAGAGUGGGAGUGACAGCAUGAAGGAUUUUAUUGAUGACGGUUCUGGUGUUUCUGAUGCUGAUGAUGCUUCUAGUAAGCCACAUGAGGAAUCAGAUGGAAACAUGGAAUUUGGUGAGAUUAUAUCUGGACUUAAUCGGAGCAAGUACCAUAAGAAGUUGAAUUGGGAGUUUGAAGCAGACAUGCUUGCAGACUUUGGCAAGGAUCCUGAAAUGUGUAUGAAGGCUGUUUGUGUUCUCUAUCGGCAGCAAACCAACGAUGAAAAAGUUAGCAAGGAAGCAUUGCACAGCAAUGGAAGGGGAUUCAGCAAAUUUGAUGCUCCCAGGGGCUGUACUUUGGCUGAGUUUCUCACUAAUGGAGAUCCUCAUAGUGAUCCAAAGAAAUCAGUAGAGGAAUUGCAUGAGUAUGACCCCAUGGGAGUUGAAAUCUGCAGAAAUUUGGCAGAUCGCUAUUCCAAGCAGUUGUUUGAGAUCUACAAGAAUGGGGAGGAUCCUCUUUUUCUCCCGUCUUGAAUUGGCCUGCCAUAGCUGUCAAACCUUUUGCUAGAAAUGGAAUUCCAUAGAAUAUGGUCUGUAAAUUUCCAUCCUCUGCUAAUGCUAGAUAGCAAUUCAUGCGACUCUGGUUUUGCAUGAAUUUUUUUUGUUUGUUUGUAUAAAUAUGGAAUAAUGUGAAAUGCAGCUAGAACAGAGAUGAAGUAUGCUAGUAUCUCAUAAGCUAAAAACCGAAGGAUUUGUUACUCUGAUCUUGACAGAGUUGAUGAUGCUAUAUUAAUCUAUUUUGCACAGUUGCUCCUCUGCA